GAAACUGGGUGUUGCCGCCUCUGAGACUCGCGCAUCUCUGAGUAACAGCAGCAGCAGGGCGAGGAACACAACACUCCAUCCUUCUCUCUGGGAAAAAAACAACCACUGCCGUUUCUUAAAUAAUUGACGCCGUACAAAACCUCCUGCAUUUUUAAACACAAUCAAAGCCGAGUCCUUGUGGAGAUAUACUGCACGGUGUCACCGGGAGAGAAGAAAGCGGACGGAGAGCUUCAGCACCUCGGACAGCGAACAUGGCUCCAAUGGUGGAGGAAGGGGCUCAGCUCGUGGCAGUGCCAGUAGGUGUUGCUGUGGUGAGUGUCUUCGGCCUUGUCUUCACUGUGUCAGCCUUUGCAUGGAUCUGUUGCCAGCGUAAAAACACCAAAUCCCAGAAGACACCUCCCUAUAAGUUUGUGCACAUGCUCAAAGGGGUCGACAUCUACCCGGAGAGCCUCAGCGGUAAGAAGAAGUUUGCUGCGGCUGCCACCACCUCGAGUAACGACUCCAGUAAAACUGAUGUUAACGGGAACUGCCACACUGCCACCACAUUGAAUCCGACCACCACCGGUAAACUGGCCUCAAGUCCAAACGAAUCCAAACCGGAACUGCAUCUGGAUCUGGAGAAACGGGAUCUGAAUGGAAAUUUCACCACCAAACCAUUUCAUCACCACCACCAGAAGGUGCGCAGCUCCCCGGACCUGGAGCUGCCCUCUCCCCUUGCUGGAUUCACACAACCUGGGGUGACGGACCACCGUGACAUCCCCUCACCAUCCAGCACCCUCUCCAGCCAGGCACCCACCCCGGCUGUAGACAAGCCCCAUGGAGAGGAGAGGGAUGCUGGGCUGGGGACCCUCCACUUCUCCCUGGAAUACCAGCCGGAGAAAAAGGCCUUCAUCGUCCAUAUCAAGGAAGCCCAUGGCCUGACCCCGACUGAUGAGCAGUCCCUGACCUCUGACCCUUACAUCAAGCUGACCCUGCUGCCGGAGAAGAAGCACCGUGUGAAGACCAGGGUCCUGAGGAAGACGCUGGACCCCGCCUUUGACGAGACCUUCAGCUUCUACGGGAUCCCGCUGGCCCGAGUGUCGGAGUUGUCCCUCCACUUCAUGGUGCUGAGCUUCGACAGGUUCUCCCGUGAUGAGGUCAUCGGAGAGACCCUCGUACCCUUGUCUGGGAUCGACUUAUCCGAGGGGCGCGUGCUGAUGAGCCGGGAGAUCAUCAAGAAAAAUGUCAAGAAGUCCUCAGGUCGAGGGGAGCUGCUUCUCUCCCUGUGCUACCAGUCCACCACCAACACUCUGACCGUGGUCGUCCUCAAGGCUCGCCACCUGCCCAAGACUGAAACCAAUGGACCUACAGAUCCGUACGUCAAGGUGAACAUGUACCAGGGCAAGAAGCGCGUGUGUAAGAAGAAGACCCACGUGAAGAAGUGCUCCCCCAAUCCGGUCUUCAACGAGCUCUUUGUCUUUGAUCUGCCCUCCGAAGAGGGUUUGAGGGACACCAGCGUGGAGCUGCUGCUGAUGGACUCAGACAUGGGCACCUCCCGCUGCCCCAACACCGUCCUGGGGCGGGUGGUGCUGGGCACAUCGGUGGCGGGCACGUCUGGCGAGCACUGGAGGGAGAUCUGCGACCACCCGCGCCGCCAGAUCGCCAAAUGGCAUGGUUUGUCGGAGGAUUAGAAGGUAUCUGAUCUGGUCCAACCACGAAAGGGAUGGAUUGAGGAUGAAACACAUUGGACUUUCAGUGAGGGCGGGUGGGAAACAGGGGGA
Gymnodraco acuticeps is the source of this 1760-nucleotide messenger RNA. It is a transcript of the gene syt4, whose product is annotated as synaptotagmin IV. The coding region runs from base 252 to 1670 and encodes 472 amino acids. Gene Ontology annotation, biological process: calcium-ion regulated exocytosis; regulation of calcium ion-dependent exocytosis; cellular response to calcium ion. The transcript has 5 exons. NCBI's taxonomy places the organism in Eukaryota, Metazoa, Chordata, Actinopteri, Perciformes, Bathydraconidae. Gene Ontology annotation, cellular component: synapse; axon; membrane. The record is from RefSeq and is a predicted model, not a curated record. Gene Ontology annotation, molecular function: clathrin binding; calcium ion binding; calcium-dependent phospholipid binding.